GAGUCCAAGACAGAUAUAACUGGAGAUGUGUGGAGGUGAUGGUCAUCAUACACACAUUAUUAGACUAUUUGCAAGUGAUCAACCGUCAUAAGUGGACAUCAAUCAUCCUGAUUGCAGCCACAGUGAUUACAGAAUGUAGAUUAUAUAAUAAUUGAAUCCCUGAUGGACAGACAGACAGACUGCAUGAGUUUGAUUACUUUGUCUCGAAACACUGAGAGUGAAGUGACCUUAUCGCUGAGCAGCAUCCAGCUGCCUCCCCGCUGGAGAAGAGGGAUGUUUCCUCAGUGCUGCGCUGCUGUGGUGUAGAGGGGCUGUUCCCUCAGCAGAUCCCAGCUCAGUCCGUCCAGAGCAGCGGCGGGGAUGAGCGCUGGGGACUAGGCGGCAACGCAACGACGCAUUUCACAGUGAUGGCCUCAGCUGCGCAGCUGUGCCGGUGAUCCUGCCGCUGCACGUAGGGAAGAAGCAGAGACGCCUUGACAACCGACCUACCUUCCUCUCUCUCUCUCAAGAAAAAAAAAAAAAAAGGCAGAGAGAGGAAAAAAAAGAAAACACACCAGCAUAAACAAAUGCGACCAUGUACAGCGUGGAGGACCUCCUCAUCUCUCAUGGAUACAAACUGCCCAAGCAUACCACCUCCUCCUCCACCCCUACCCCAGCCCCUGCGUCCUCAUCCCGCCAGCCUCCCUCGUCCUCACCGCCGUCCUACAGCAAACACCAUGAAAUCCUGGAGAACAGGCCCGGUCCCCGGACGGUGAAUGGCUAUGAAAGAGGGCCUGGCAUGCCCUAUGGGAAUGGUGGCGGCACCAGGCAGCCCCAAGCGUAUGGCAGCGGCUGUCCCAACAACAACAAUGAAACAAGGGACAGGAGCUUGUCCAGGCGGGAGGGCGAGAGCAGGAGCCAAAUUGACACCCACUCCUUGGGAGAGUCGCUGACCUCAGACAGCGGGUUCUGUGAUGGCACCAGAGGUCCUCAGCCGCAGUCCAAGGAUGUAUCCUACUGGAGGAGGAGAGGCCAGGAUUUCACUGUGCUGCUGGACUAUGCUGACCUCAGAGAUUCCCAUGGAGGAGGGCAAGGGGGUUACAGCAGACCGGAGGGGCCUCAACAAGCAAGGGGCCAAGAGCUGUCUGCAGAGGAGCGUCAGAGGAUAGCUCAGGAGAGGCAGCGGUGGGCAGCCCAGGCCCAGGCUCAGGUGCAGGCCCAAGCCCAGGUCCAGGCUCAGGCCCGCUCUAGAGAGAGGGAAGCUGCUCUCCAUCAGUGGAGGAUGGCGAGUGAGAGGAAGUGCCAAAGCCUGGGGACAGAGGAGUGGCGUCCAGCAGUGAGCUUUGCCCGCCAGCUGUCACAGAGUGAGGGUGAGCGUUGGGCACAGGAGCAGCAGCGGCUUCAUGCCAGGACACCAGAGGGUAUGGUAGUCCAUCCCAGGACCAAAGCCAAAUCCCAGUCCCUGCCCAGGAUGCUGCAGCCUGAGAGCCUGCAAUAUGUGGACAUAGCCUCGUCCGGUCUGGAACUGUACAGGCGGGUCAAUGGCCACCCACUGGCACACCAUGACUUUUACAGGGCACCCCGCUGGCCAGAGAAUGGCAGGCCAGCUAGCGCCAACCAACUCUCAAUGACACCAAAGCCCCGCUUCACCCGACCCCCCAGACCUCCCUCUUAUGAGAUGCACCAGCAGAUCAGGGGAAGCUGUGAGAUGCUGUCUGGGAGAGACUCUGUGAUUCCCCAGGCCAGGGACAGAACGCCACUUCCAAUAUCAAGGACAGGUGACCCCCAACUGGACUAUUUUGCACAGGACUCUGGACCUCCAGGAUACAUCCCUCCCCCGUCAUAUAAAAGAGUUCCUAUAAUGGGAGGGGUGCGCCGGGGAUAUGGUGAAAUUGCUGUAGACUACAGGUACAGAGGGGAUGUGUACCAGCAGAUACAAGUGGCUCCAGAUGGGACUCACUGGUUCACCAGACAUCCAGCUGGUUCCUGGCCUGAUCCACAGAGAGAAAGGAGCUUGUCCAGCCAGAAGCAGCUUUACCCGGUAUAUACUACCCAGGAGCGCCCCGGUGGAGGGAUCCAAUACAUCCCCUUUGAUGACCCCCGCAUCCGCCAUAUUUCCUCAGCCCUGGGUGGCAAUUCCCUGACGGACGCUGACAAGAUCCGGCACAUCCGCAACGAGCUUCCCAGCGUCACCGUGUCGGAGCCUGCAUCCAACGACAGUGCCUUUUUGCCCCCGCCAUUGGGGCCUUUCAUCGCCGCCAAACUGGCCGAUGAUGCUAACCCGACGUCUUCUAGCGACUUCGACAAUGACAAUAACAGGUGGCACAGUGAUUUGCACAAAGAGGCUGUCGAUAACUUCCCAGCAACUGACCAAAACUGCAACAACAGAUAUCCCAAAAACCAACGUCCUCCUUCAUCUCCCUCUUCAGCCUUCCAGGCCCCAUUAACAAGAAGUUCUUCUCGCCAGGGGUCCAGCUCAGAUCAGGUCUUUGCAGAAACCAUCACCCAAGUGAAGAAAAUUGCCCCAGAUUCAGGACCAGAGAACACUAAGAGAAGAGUGAGUGAGACCAUCUUCUGCCUUGUGUCUGUCCCUGUUCACACACCGACUAACAUUAGCAAAGACUUAGCAGCAGAUCAGAACAACAAUGAGACGAUACCAAGCCUGACUGUCACCAAAACAGAAACUUUCGCUGUAGGCCUCAAAGAGAGCCCCAAUGUGCGGAGCAAGUCGGUGAAUGAGAUGCCCAUCAAACACCACUACUCUUACUUCCACACCAGCAGCACAUCCUCAAUGAGGAACUACAAGAGGGCUCCUUUGAGGAAGGAGAUAAUAGAUGCUUGGGCACUUCAAGCCAGUGAAGACAAAGAGUUGUGCUAUGCUGGGUCCUGGCCUGGAAACCAGUAUCGUAACCAGGAAACCCAGACUGGCUCACCUUUGACAGUGGUGAAAAGUCCAGAACCCCAAAGUCCUCCUGGAGGGCAAGAGCCUGUUCAGUCCAUCUCAGGCACAACAACAGACAGUGGUUUGGGGACAGAUAGUAACUCCUCUUAUGGUUACCCCAUGGCAGGCCAGAAAAAUCUUCAUCCGUCCAGCAACAGCGCCUUCUCCCGUCUCAGCCUCAGCCCAACACAACCAACAUCCCUUCAACCCUUACAACAAGAGCCACUCUCCCCAUCAAAGGUCCGGUAUCUGGGAGACCAGCAACCAUCUUCCCCAACAAAGGUCCGACAUCUGGGAGACCAGCAACCAUCCUCCCCAACAAAGGUCCGACAUCUGGGAGACCAGCAACCAUCCUCCCCAACAAAGGUCCGGGAACUGGUAGACCAGCAACUAUCCUCCCCAAAGAAGAGCAACUCAAGUCCCCCAGAGAGUGCGGAGCAAGUGACCUUUGGUCAGUUUCUCUUAAAACCAGUGAACCGACGACCCUGUGAUGUCAUUGGUGAACUGGAAACAAUUAAUAAGGAAAUGGAAGACACAAUCAGCAAGAGACCCCAUGUGGUUCAGUGCUUUGACGAUCUAGAUGGGGUGAAGAGAUAUGACCGGUUUAAAUCAGGAGCACAUUUCACUGCUGGUCCAGAACCAGGCAGGGAAGCAAUCAGUCUUCCGCCAAUGCACAUAGAAAAACCCAACCAUAUGAAAGUCAGAUCAAAGUCCUUUGCUUCUACUGCUGAUCUGGAAUCCAUGGACAUGAAGAGUGCUUUCUCAAGGCCACAGGCCAAUAGCAUACCACCAACAAAUGAGUUAUCCAUACUGUCCAACCCAGGCCCCACAGACAGUUGUCUCCUGCCCUCACUACCCCCACACAAUGAGUCAAACCGUCUCUACAGACAGGACAUCCCAGUCCCUCAAGAAUCCUUGCUCAGGGAUGUGGGUUUAACUGUCUACACAGAGACUCCCGGUGGUCCUGGGGAGCCAAUGCAGCGCUCCCUCUCAGUCCCAUCUCCCCUCGAUCAUAAGGAGCUUAUUCAGUCAGUGCAGCUCCCGUGGGACAGCAGGACAGCACUUAAUAAAAAUAGUGGUAGCCCUGAGCACAAUUCAACUAAAGAGCCUCAAGCUGAGGUAGAGACUGAGAGAAAGGCUAAAUCAGACAGUGUUCCACCAUUCAGGGGUGAGGUAAAUUUAAGCAUCUGUAGAAGCAGGAGUGAAAGCAGCAGAUCACCUCAGAAAGAGAGAUCAUCAUGUAUCACCAGGCUGACCAGGGAGGUUUCUUUUGUGUUAAAGGAUGAUGAUGGUGAUGGACGAUAUGCCAUCUCUGAGCCUCUGACCUAUAAGAAUGAGUCAACAAUGGCAGAUAGGCACCUGGAGAACUUACUGAUUCAGGAGAAAGCCAAUUCUUUACCUGCAGAGGACCUCAGCAACCUGUAUGAGGUCAAAUGUGCAAAAGGUAUCCCUGAAAAUGAGUCCAUCGAACAGAGGGCUGCCAGAAUCCUGGGGAUAGCUGUUCCAGUGGAGGCCUUGGGUGUAGCUGACAAACAGUCAGAGGACAACCAGGAUGAUAUGGAUACCACUGGAGCUGAGGGACUACAAAGUCAAAAUGAAGAGACACAGCAGGUGAUAGGAGAGUGUGAGCAAGUCAGAGAGGAGUCCCUGAUUGUUCAGGGAGCAGAGGCAGAGGAGCUUAAGGGGACAGAAUCAGGAGUGGGCCAUGAAGAAGGAGACGGACAAAAGCACAGCAGCAACCACAGCGAUGGUGAAGACAAUGAGGAUACUGAGAUUCAGUCCCUGGUGGUACUGGACCUGCCCGAGUUCCCACCUCCUAAACUCCCCCUAUCCCUACCCGUCAGCCCUGAUGACAAGCUAGCACUGAGCAUGUGCAGUGUGGAGAGGAGGGGGCGAGGUGGAGCGUGCAAAUUAAUUGAAUCCCUGCAAGAUAAGCUAAACUCUUCCACUUCUCCAUCAGCUACAUCUCUGGGCAGGUCAACCCCAGACAGAAUGGCCCGUAUGAAAGAGCUGGACUCAGUGUCUCGAAUCAGACGUCUCAGUCUCAAAGGUUCAGAGUCUGGAGGGGAAUCUGAGGAGCAGGAUGGUGACAGAGAGGAGAGUGAAGUUCAGGAAGUGACACAGGAGGAAGUUGUGGAGCAACAGGAAAAGGAAGAGGAUAAGAAACUGGAGGAAGAGGGAGAUGAACAUGCACAUGAGACACAUGAUAAGUUGGAAGAACCUGAAGAAGAUUGUAAACCUAAAGAAGAAGCCAAUGAAGAGAUAUGUGAAGAAGAGCAAAGACAAGAGGAGGAGACAGAACAGAUGAAUGUUGAGAUUGCACUAAAAGAAGAAAAUGAAGGGAGUAAAGAGGCAGAUGUUGAAUUAAAAACAGAGGAGACAGAUGGAGAAGUGGAGCUAAAAAAUGCGGAGGAUGACAAAGACAAGUCUUUGGAGAAGGCGAGAGACAGACAGAAUACAGCCGAGGUCAGCAGAGCUGAGACGACACAACAAGCCAAGGGAGGAAAGUUGCCCAAACCAAAGCAGCGCACCAGGCUGCAGAAGCCUCCUCUGCUUCCUAAACCUCGCAGUGUUCCCAAGAGAGAAAUAACGCUUCCUGUCAGCUUCAGCACUGGGACCUGUGGCCCCUCGAAUAUGGAGGAUGAGGAGAUGCUGUCUGUCUCAGACUCCUACGACCCCAGUCGAGUGGAGAGAGUGUAACCCCUGACACUGCCUUCGCCACUGUGGAAAUCUGUCUUUCUCAAGUUAACAGCGUUUUCCAACAACAAAGGCUUUCAUCUCACCUCACGGCCUAGUCAGCCGUGACCCCUCCAAUAUUGUUACGCAUUACUUCUCACAGAACUGACUGUCCUGGUGCUGCGAGAGCAUUUUUACAGCCAAAUAAAGGCGCCGCCGGUGCCAAUUCUCCAGGCCUUUUCAACCUCGACGUCCUCGUCCUUCCAUUCUCUCCACCUCUCUGAAAGUUUAUUUGCUCAAGCAAGCGGACUUCCUCCUUUUGAAGUCGUCUUAUUUUGCUUUUGGAAAAAUGCAUGUCAUUAUUCCCUGUCUGCACUCGGGCUCCUUCUCGAGCCCGGGUGUUGAAAUAUGAAUGUAAAAGUGCUUCUGCUCAACAAACAUAAGAAAUGUAACAGAAAAAACAACAACGAGAAGGCAACAGUAUUGCAUUACAAUCAGUAUUAACCUACACCAAAUGUAAAUAAGAAAGAGUUAUAAGAUUUUAUUAAGAAUAUAAAAAAGUAAAUUUAAGUCAUUUAAUUGCUGAAGAAAUGUAUAUUUUCUUAUCUAUGUUAAGAAAAGACUAGAUUUUUUGGAAGUGUAGUCUUUGGGUGUAUUACUAAUAAUGAAACCCCCUGUUCUUUAUUCUUAUACUUGUGUGAUAGAGAAUGUACUCAGAGAGCCUGGAUUGCAAUGA
This is a messenger RNA of Epinephelus fuscoguttatus (brown-marbled grouper), 6332 nucleotides long. It is a transcript of the gene jcada, whose product is annotated as junctional cadherin 5 associated a. NCBI's taxonomy places the organism in Eukaryota, Metazoa, Chordata, Actinopteri, Perciformes, Serranidae. The record is from RefSeq and is a predicted model, not a curated record. The coding region runs from base 575 to 5620 and encodes 1681 amino acids. Gene Ontology annotation, cellular component: adherens junction; ruffle membrane. The transcript is spliced from 5 exons. Gene Ontology annotation, biological process: positive regulation of blood vessel endothelial cell proliferation involved in sprouting angiogenesis.